AUGGCUUGCGACCAUUCGGAAGCUCCAGACCUAAAGCCUCCCGGGCCGUUUCAGGCCGUUUAUAGAGAGGAUUGCACUCAGUGCUUCGACUCUAUUGAUGACGAACUCGGCCUCAACGUGUGUCUACACUGUUUCAACGGUGGCUGUGCCGGAGAUCGAGAUCAUGCGCUUCUUCACUAUCAACGUACUGGCCACCCAAUGGCCAUGAAUAUUCGAAGAACCCCUAAGCUGGUCCAGCGCGACGAGCCCCCGCCGAAAAUAUCGAAGCUCGCGAUUGCAGCUGAGACCGAGGAAGAUCGUUACGAUAUCAGGACAUCAGUAGUCUGCUACUCAUGCUCUCAACAGGAUGUGAAUAAAUCAUGCGGCAGGCUCCCUGAUGUCAUUGAUGGUAUUAUGACUGCAAUGACCUUCUCAAAGCGAGAAGAGGUGAAGGCUUGGGAACAGGAGUUUGUUCCUUGUGAGCAUACUCUGUGCCUGGUUCAACAACAACCACCCGAGAACACAGACGACAAAGAUUCAAGCCAAUGCUCCGCUUGCAACCUGAAGGAGAACCUCUGGCUCUGUUUGGAGUGUGGAAAUAUCGGCUGUGGACGAAGUCAGUUCGGUGGAACCCAGGGAAACUCGCAUGCGCUCGCUCACGCUGACUCGGCAUCUCAUGCCGCCGCUGUGAAACUCGGCUCUAUCACUGCUGAAGGCACAGCUGAUAUUUAUUGUUACAAAUGCAAUGAAGAACGCACAGACCCGGAACUUGCCAGUCACCUUGCUCAUUGGGGUAUCUACUUGGCUGGGCGUGAGAAAACAGAGAAGAGUUUGAUGGAGAUGCAAGUCGAGCACAAUCUACAAUGGGAAUUUUCCAUGACUAGUGAGGAUGGGCGGGAGCUAUCUCCGAUCUUUGGCCCAGGCUUUACGGGUCUCGCCAAUCUCGGAAACAGCUGUUACCUUUCUAGUACCCUACAGUGCAUCUUUUCUACCCAAGGGUUCCAGGAGCGCUACUUUCACCCUUCUGCUGAACCGCCUCUUUCUGAUGCUCCGGCACAGGACCUUGAAACCCAGUUGAGAAAAUUGGCAGACGGUCUUCUCUCGGGCCGCUACUCUCGUCCAGAUCCGCGUGUUGUUGCAUCCCCGGGCGCCCCUGAAGUUUCACAUCAGAAAGGGCUGGCCCCGACUAUGUUCAAAUAUCUGAUUGGACAAGGUCAUGAAGAAUUCGCAACUAUGAGGCAACAGGAUGCCUUCGAGUUUCUGCUUCAUGUGUUCAAGUCGAUCAGUCUAUCGAAACAGUCUGACGACCGAGCCAAUCCCGUCCAGCAUUUUCGUUUCCAAGUGGAGCAGCGACUUCAAUGUCUCGACUGCAAAGGGGUUCGCUACAAAGUGGAUGAGCAGGACAAUAUUUCCGUUGUGGUUCCCGCACGUCGCAUUUCGUCAAAUGAGACUCAGUUUGAGGCUGUGACUCUGACGGAGUGUCUUGAUAUGUUCACUGCGGAAGAGCUUGUCGAGCUUAGCUGCCCUGCAUGCGCCAGCAAUCACGGCUUUUCUAAACGUUCGCUCUUCAAAACGUUACCGAACGAACUAGCCGUCAAUGCCCGCCGCUUCGAACUGAUCAACUGGGUUCCCACAAAGCUAGACAUUCCAGUGGUUGUUGGGGAUGAGCCCAUCGAUUUUGGGCCUUAUCUGGUCAAGGAACAUGAUGAGAACGAAGAGCUACUACCCGAAGUUGAAGAAAAGCCCUCGUUUACUGCAAAUCCCGGUAUUAUGGAUCAGCUUCUGAGCAUGGGAUUUCCUUCGCCAAGGUGUGAAAAGGCCCUUUAUGCGACCGGAAACGCAGAUCCAGAGGCUGCCAUGAACUGGCUCUUUGCACACAUGGAGGAUCCAGACAUUGAUGAACCUCUGGUCCUAGAGGGCUCAGCUCGUCGGACCGGCGACACGGAACAGGACGAGGCCAAGGUGACUCAGUUGGGUGAAAUGGGUAUUGAAGCUGCUCGGGCUCGAAAAGCCUUAGCCGCAACUGACGGUGAUGUCAAUCGAGCUUUGGAUUGGGUUUUCACUCACCCAGAUGAAGACCUCGAUGCUGAAACUGAAACCCACACCGGUACUAGCGAUGCUCUGGCUCAGCAGGGCCCUCCUGGCCAUGACACACUACCGGCUUUCUAUCAAUUGCGAUCUAUUGUGUGUCAUAAAGGCACAUCUGUCCAUGCGGGGCAUUAUGUGGCUUUUGUUCGCAGAGAACUUCCUGGCUCAGAUAGUGGUCUUUCAUGGGUGAUGUUCAAUGAUGAAAAGGUCGUGAGGUCAGAAGACAUUGAGGGCAUGAAGAAAACAGCCUACAUGUACUUCUUUACUCGAGUCUAG
Penicillium argentinense is the source of this 2343-nucleotide messenger RNA. Its product is annotated as ubiquitin-specific protease UBP14. Bases 1 to 2343 code for a protein of 780 amino acids. The record is from RefSeq and is a predicted model, not a curated record. NCBI's taxonomy places the organism in Eukaryota, Fungi, Ascomycota, Eurotiomycetes, Eurotiales, Aspergillaceae. Gene Ontology annotation, molecular function: protein binding; cysteine-type deubiquitinase activity; zinc ion binding. The transcript is spliced from 6 exons. Gene Ontology annotation, biological process: protein deubiquitination.